AUGAAUGGUUCUACGCAUGAUGAGAUGCGCGAGACAGAGCCGAAGCGGGUGAAAGUUUAUAUUUUAGAAAACAACGAAUGGAAAGAUACUGGAACGGGAUUUUGUGUCGGUAGAAUAAGUUCUAAUGAUCAAGAAAGCUCGAAAAGGUCCGAUAAGUGUAGUAACUUAGCCGCGUACCUGAUGGUCAACGAUGAGGAGGCACCAGAUAGAGUGCUUUUAUGGUCGCGAUUAGAAGGUAACAUAGAAUAUCAACGACAAGAAGAAACUCUCAUUGUCUGGAAAGAUCUCACAGGCCAGGAUAUUGCACUGAGUUUUGAGGAAAGCACUGGAUGCGACGCACUCUGCGAGUUUAUUAUCCAAGUGCAAAAAUCAAUGGAAACGUAUAUCUCUCUAGUUGCCGUCAGAUCCAACGAUGACGGCAUGGGUUCAGUUCAUGAAAUCAUUACAGGUCCUGUGAACUUGCCUUCGAAUGAGCACCAGCAAGAUGAGAAAACAUUAAUGGAGGCUUUGAAAAUCCUCAACGAAAAUACAGCAUUUGAGUACCUUCGUAACGAAACCAUGGAAUUCGUUCUCAAAUCUGACUACAUCAACACGCUUAUCGCCGUGUUUGAAGCAGCCGAGCAUAAUCAUCUGCAUCGUGAUCUCCUUCUUUUGAGCAAUAUCAUAAAAACACUAACACUUUACAACCAGCGAGAACUGCUGGAACAAAUGGUAGAUGAUGAACACGUAUUGGGAGUUGUGGGAAUACUUGAAUACGAUACAGAGUUCCCAACUUCGAAAGCCAACCAUCGAGAAUACCUGCAACAUUCUGGUCCUAAUUUCAAAGAGGUAAUACCGCUUCAAAGUGAAGAAAUGAAAUCUAUUAUCAAAAAGACAUAUCGUCUGCAGUUUUUGAAAGAUGUCGUGUUAGUGAGAUUCUUGGACGAUCAUAGCUUUAACUUGAUUUCCGAUGUUAUUCUAGAUUUACAGACUUGCAUAAUUGAUUUUGUGCAAACGGAUGCUUUCCUAAGCAGGUUAAUGGAGAUUUAUACGGGACAGAAUAAAGAUCACGAACAGGAAAAAAAACGGGAUGGAAUCAGAAUGUUACAUCAAUGUGUUCAAAUCACCAAAAACCUCGAACCGGUGGAAAAAUCGAAGUUUUUCAAGGCACUAGUCAGAAAGGGUCUUUUUAAUGUGUUUGACUUUGCAUUCAAUGUUGAAAAGGACAGCAGUAUACGAAUAUUAGCCACCGACAUGGUAAUUACAAUUAUUGAGCAUGACAUUUUACUCAUCAAUACGGUAAACAACGAACUACGACACCAAAAUGAGGUACUAGAUGAGGAACAACAGCAUGCUAGCCAACAAAAGACAGACAUAGUACGAAGUUCCAUGUCAUCUGACGUAUCGUUAUUAUUAAUUCUAUCAAAGAUUCUACUAACUGACAAAAGUCUGGGACUGAAAGAACAGAUUGUGCAAGCCUUAAACACUCUUUUACACCCAGAAGGCUGCAUGGGAGGUGAUUCCAAUUAUGAUGGUGGAAACAUGGAUAUAAUUAUGAAUUUUUACGGUGAUGGCAAAGGUGGCGACAACAAAAUUUCGGGAGAAAUUUCGAAUGAUAAUUUGAGCUUUCAAAUGGCCGAGUAUUUCGGUAACUUUUACAAAGAAGUGGCACCGAUCCUUUUCGAACCUCUAUUAGGCGAUAGUAUCUGCGAGAGUAAUGAUGAUAUUUUGCUGAUAUAUCUAGUGAAACUCAUCUCCUUUAUCGCAACCGAGCAUAAUCGCAGGAUAUCACGAGAAUUUAUUCUGGAAAAAGGAAUCCUUACUAAAAUGGCCAAACUCAUGGAUCCCAGUCAUAUUAUGCAACUUCGUCUUACCGUUCUAAGAUGCUUGAAAAAUAUCAUAUGCUUGAAUGAUGAAUAUUAUCAUCGAUAUAUGAUGUCAAAAAACCUAUAUGAUCCCAUGUUUCAUUUGUUGCGUGAAAACCUCAACAAGGAUAACCUUGCUAACUCUAGUAUGUUGGAUUUCUUUCGGAUAAUUUCAUCACAGUGUUCACAGACCGAGGAGAUGUCGGCCCAUGAAAAGAAUAAUUUUAUGAUAAUGAACAGAUUUCUUGUGAAAAAAUACGGCUACCUUCUUCAACAGGUUGACUACGUCCCUUAUACCAAAGAAAUGAUUCGUUUAAGUGAAGAGCACAAAGAAGCAGUCGCUGCUGCAGAUGAGGAUGUAAAAAUGGGGUUAGCGGAUGGUACACAAUCUCAUAUCAAAGAUGGUAAACGUACCUUCUCGGAAGCUCAAGAAAGUAGCGAGAGCACUAGUAGCGGAACUUACAGUAGCAGCAGUGGAGGAGCGAGUAGUAGUGGUGGAGAAGAAAGUUUAACUUUUAAGAGAGCAAUGGAUAAGAUUAGUGCUGUGUCUCCUCCUACAUCAAUUGCUGAAGACGUUUUAAGAGAAAGUCAAAAUUCAGAUAACGCAGAUACGUGA
This is a messenger RNA of Lachancea fermentati, 2460 nucleotides long. NCBI's taxonomy places the organism in Eukaryota, Fungi, Ascomycota, Saccharomycetes, Saccharomycetales, Saccharomycetaceae. The record is from the annotation of a GenBank genome assembly.